Messenger RNA from Cottoperca gobio, 2411 nucleotides. RefSeq names its product tyrosine 3-monooxygenase/tryptophan 5-monooxygenase activation protein, zeta polypeptide (gene ywhaz). The coding region runs from base 137 to 1039 and encodes 300 amino acids. NCBI's taxonomy places the organism in Eukaryota, Metazoa, Chordata, Actinopteri, Perciformes, Bovichtidae. The transcript has 6 exons. The record is from RefSeq and is a predicted model, not a curated record.
UCCGUCCCAGCGCGACCCUGCUGCUGUGUCUUUGAUUGGAGGGAAACCCCGUGGAUGAGCGGGAGAGAUCAUCAGCUGUGCGGCCGGGAAUCAGGAACAACAUCGUCAAACGACACUCACAGCCCACACAGGAGCCAUGACGGACAAGGAGGAGCAGAUACAGAGAGCCAAACUGUCUGAGCAAGCUGAGCGCUAUGAUGACAUGGCUGCAGCCAUGAAGGCGGUCACAGAGGAGGGCUCGGAGCUCAGCAACGAGGAGCGCAACCUGCUCUCUGUUGCCUACAAGAAUGUGGUGGGGGCUAGGAGGUCCUCCUGGAGGGUGGUGUCCAGCAUGGAGAAUAAGUCUGAUGACUGCUGUAAAACAGUACUGGCCAAAGAGUACAAAGAAAAGAUCGAGAAGGAGCUGAACGACAUCUGCAGUGAAGUACUGGACCUGCUCAACAAACAUCUGAUCCCCAAUGCUAACUCUAACCCUGACAGCAAAGUCUUCUACCUAAAGAUGAAGGGAGACUACUUCCGCUACCUGGCUGAGGUGGCCAACGGAGAUAAAAAGGCGGAAAUCAUCUGUUGUUCACAAAAGGCCUACCAGGAAGCCUUGGAACUGAGCGAAUGUGAGAUGACACCUACACAUCCCAUCCGCUUAGGCCUCGCGCUUAACUUCUCUGUCUUCUACUACGAGAUUGUCAACUCGCCUGAAAAAGCCUGCAGUCUGGCCAAGAAGGCUUUUGAUGAGGCCAUUGCCCUACUGGAAAAACUCAACCCUGACUCCUACAAAGACAGCACCUUGAUCUUGCAGCUGCUCCGUGACAAUCUGACACUGUGGAUGUCAGACGCCCAGGGUGAGUGUGAUGAGCAGGAACAGGAACAGGAGGAGAAGGAGAAGGAAAAAGAGAGAAGGAGGAGGCGAAAGAGGAGGCGAAAGAGGAGGCGAAAGAGGAGGCGAAAGAGGAGGCGAAAGAGGGGGCAGCUGAGAAGAACUAAUCUUCAGAAGAAGAAAAAACAUCAAGAAAAACACAUUUUUUACCUCUCACCAGCCUAAGUUGUGUGUGUGGGUGUGUGCACAUACAUGCACAGAUAUGUAUGUUUACACUCCACUCACAAUGUGUAAAGUACAGUAUGUGUGCAGAUACAUUGAAGUGUGUGUGUGUGUGUGUGUGUGUGUUAAUCGUAUGAGUACCUCCACAGAGAAAAGAAUGGAAUAGAUCAGUUUUUUUUGUUUGUUUUGAACAUUUCUCAUUGUGUCAACCAGUGGAUGUUUAUUUUUUUAUUUGUUUGUCCAUUGUUUAGUCCAGAUGAAAUCCCUCCUUUUAGAUCCAAAUCUGCCCCAUGUUCUUUAACCUUAUUCACUGUAGCAAACUGCUGCUGUUGCAGGAAAACACAAACAAAAAACCUCUAACUGUAAUUUUGAUAAUUUGUAUGUUUUUACUCAACAUUUAAAAUCUUUGUGACAUGUGGGUCAACAAAAUCCUUUCAAGCAUGUAAACUUGAAAAAAAAUCCAAUAAAAAAAAAUAUGGUCACAGCGGUGUAAAUUCACAAAAAUGUAGGUCUCAUAUUAGAUGGAAGAAUUUACCUUGGUAAAGAUCUAUUGCCAUAUUGCUUGUAUCCAUCCCGCCCUGUCAGUGUCCAGUGUAGCAGGUAGUGUUUUUAUGGAUGGUACAUGUGUCAUGGGUUCAAUGUGCAUUCGGGUGGAGGAAAGGUUUUCUGUAUGAAUGGCCACUUGCCAAAAUUAGUUACACUUUGGUUGAUCGUUUUGUUGAGGGUUACAUUCCAUUUGACUGACAUCAAUAUCACUCUCGGUGAAAUGUUUAGACUAUAAUUUCCUGCAAUGCCCCAUAACACAUGACAAGGUAUAGACAGCCUAAGAUAAAGUGAACAACUUGACAAAGGCUCAAUACUGUAACUUUUGAUAUUUUAUCUUUUCAGCAGUGCAGACGAUACUUUUGCCAUGUGCUUUUAUGUGGCUUUCUACUCUUUUCUAUUCAGGUGUUUUGUAUUUUCUUUUUGUGUAUUUUAUUCCCUUUGACUCUUGAUUUGUCUCCUGGAAUGUAUGUGGUUCUCAGUAGUAUGGUGUGAGGGUUAGCUGUGCUUGGAAACUGGCAGUGUUUGCUUAGGAUUUAGCUCGAACCAGGUGGUGGUUUACAGUAACAUUUACCUUCCUUAAAAGUACAUUGUGAAAAAACUAAAACAUGCUAAAUAUCAACUGAUUAUUAAAGUAACUUGGUAGAAAGCUGCAUUAUGACCACCUGGUAGUCACAAAGUAGUGCCAGUUUCUUCUAAUCACAGUAUCUUGGUUUUAAAAAGAUGGGAUGCAGGAUUCAGAAUUUUGCAAGUUACACUAAGUACGUUAUGGUUAUGGUUAUGUGCUUUCAUGUAAGUGGAAUUAAAACAUUAAAAUCAAGUGUGCAGUGCU